Caenorhabditis elegans is the source of this 1855-nucleotide messenger RNA. RefSeq names its product putative tubulin polyglutamylase ttll-15 (gene ttll-15). Gene Ontology annotation, biological process: reproductive behavior. The record is from RefSeq and is marked reviewed. The transcript is spliced from 11 exons. The coding region runs from base 23 to 1564 and encodes 513 amino acids. Lineage: Eukaryota; Metazoa; Nematoda; Chromadorea; Rhabditida; Rhabditidae.
UUAGUUUUCAGUUGAUCAUACAAUGGGUCUUCUAGAUUCAAAGUUAUGUAUGAUGAUAUUGGCUGUUUCGGUUUUAAUAAUUGAUAUUAAUUUUGAAGCAAGAAUUGGAACAUUUUUUGAUCUCAGAUUACGUACGUCUUAUUUCAAAAAAUCUUCAUCGCCUCUGCUUUCACAUACUGAUUCUGAAGAAGAUCUGAAUUAUUUAUCGAAACAUGAAGACAAAAGACCAGUUGCUAUUGUAACUGGAAGUUAUGAAAGUGCUCACACUGGUCAUAUGAUGCACAUUCGAGAAAUGUUCGAGCAUACGGGAUACAAAAUUGUGACAAAAAAUGAGUUGAGUCUCGAUACGAAAUGGGAUGUUAUGUGGCAUCAUGAAUACAGUUUCACACAAGAACCAUUCAAAACUCUUAUUAAAAAUGCAUCUCCAAAUCAAAUUGUGAAUCAUGUUCCAGGUUCUGGAUUUUAUACGAGUAAAGUCCAAUUGGCAACAUCCGAUCUCUCAAAUGGAGUUCCAAAAGCUUUCCAGCUUCCUGCUGAAAAAUCAAAGCUUUUAGAAUAUGCUGAGAAAAAUCCCGAUGUAUUAUGGGUGCAGAAAGAUAAUACACAUAGAAACAUAAAAAUCAAAUCGACCAAUGAUAUGGACUUAAGCAAGAAUAAUUCUUUUGUCCAAAAAUUUGUAGACAAUCCAUUGCUGAUUGAUAAUAAAAAAUUUGAUAUUGGAAUCUAUACAGUAGUAACAUCUCUUCUGCCUUUACGUGUUUACAUUUACGAUGGUGAUGUUCUCAUCAGAUUUUGUCCAGAAGACUACCAUCCAUUUGAUGCGAAUAAUGUGGAUAAAUAUGUUGUUGGAGAUGACUAUACACCUAUUUGGGAGAUAAAUUCAUUGAAAAAAUACUUCAACACUCAAAAAAUGAGCUUCAAGAGUACAAUUGAUUCUUAUUUGGGAAUGCAAGGAAUGGAUACAAGCAAGAUUUGGUUGCAGAUAAGAAAUAUUAUUGGAGAGGUCUUCCGAACACAGCAAACAAAAAUGCUAAUGAGUCUUCAAAACUUGAAAUUAAAUCCACAAUACUUUGAAUUAAGCAGAUUUGAUUUUGUGGUCGAUGAUCAAUUGAACGUUUUUCUUAUGGAGGCGAAUAUGUCUCCUAAUCUCUCUUCAGGUCAUUUUAAACAAAAUCAAAUACUUUAUGAACAAGUUCUAAUGAACAUUUUCUCUCUAACUGGAAUUUCAACACCAAUUACAAAAGAAGCUGACAUCUUGUUCAAAUCACGUACAUCCGAACAAAAUCCUCUUGUUAACUCCCGAGACAUCAAUCUUCCGCUGAAAUUUUGUGUUGAAAAUAAAUGUGAAUCAUGUGAUGAGGCUCCAGAAUGCCAGCUAUGCGGACACUGUAUGAAUACAGAAACAAGGAAAAUACUGGAGCAGACUUUUGUGGAAAAUUCGAACAGGAAGCAGAUGAAACGAAUUCAGUUCGACUAUGAAAAUCAUCAUCCAUUAACAAAAGAAGAUCAUCUUCUCACAUUAUGGUUAAGCACCAAAUGUCAAUUGGAUAAUACGUGGUGUUAAAGUAGCGUGCUGUACAUUUUAUUAUUGUAUUGGCCAAAACUAUGACGGUCCCGGUUUUUUCAAAAAAUACUUAGAAAUUUUCAAAUGCAACUUUCUGGGAGUUUUUAAGACAAUCUUGCAUAGCGGGUUUUGAGAUUGAAGUUUUUUUGAAAGUUUCUCUUGAUCUCAUUAUUUUAUUCAGUAAAAAUUGGUCACCAACUGAACGUUAUCUUACUGUUUUUGAAAAAUAAAUUGAAUAUAUCGGAUAUAAGUAAUCAAUUUUAAUUUUCAAAUAAAUCAUUCCGUUUUUGU